Candidozyma duobushaemuli is the source of this 1365-nucleotide messenger RNA. It is a transcript of the gene HBR3, whose product is annotated as rRNA-binding endoribonuclease. The transcript has a single exon. Bases 1 to 1365 code for a protein of 454 amino acids. Gene Ontology annotation, molecular function: RNA endonuclease activity. The record is from RefSeq and is a predicted model, not a curated record. Gene Ontology annotation, biological process: ribosomal small subunit biogenesis; maturation of SSU-rRNA. Gene Ontology annotation, cellular component: preribosome, small subunit precursor. Lineage: Eukaryota; Fungi; Ascomycota; Pichiomycetes; Serinales; Metschnikowiaceae.
AUGACAAGCAAAUCGGUUGAUUCCUGGGUGCUUGACGCAACCCCACUCAUCACACAACCGGCCUCGACCUUGCAGCAGUUUGCUAACAACUUUUACACAACACCAGGUGUGAAAGCCGAGUUAAAAGACGAGCAUUCUAGAAACCAACUUCUUCUAUGGGCAGACCGUCUCGUUGUCCGUCAGCCCAAGCAGCUGUCCAUCGACAGAAUCAGCAGUUUUGCUAAGUUGACAGGUGACUACUCCGUCUUGUCGAUGAACGAUAUUCACAUCAUUGCAUUGGCAUACGAAAUAGAGAUCGAGAAGGCAGGGGCCGAUAAGUUGAGGAGAUUCCCAGGCCAGAAGCUAGAAGGCGAGAAAGAAGAAAAUCCAAGAGAGAAGAGAGAGUACAAGCCCAGAGCUGAAGUCGUCGAAGAAGAGCAGCCACAGGAGGACGAUGACGGAUUUCAAAUCGUCAGCAAGAAGAAGAGCAGAAAGCCAAGAAAGAACUGGGCACAGAAGCAAGAAACGAAACUCGAGGAAGAAGUGAAGGUUCAAGAACCGGAGGCAGAAAAGAAGAUCGAGAGCAACUCCGAUCAGCAGAAUACAGAAGGUGACGCUGUGUCACCAGAGACGACCGAAGCCCAAGGAGAGCAGUUGAGUGAGGAAUAUAAUGAAGAUGAUGACGACGGAGACUGGAUUACUCCGGAGAACCUUCAAGAAGAGAUCUUCAAAGACAAUAACGAGACUGUUCAGGACGACAAGAGUUCUGAGAGCACCUUCAUCCCGGUUGCCCUUUCUACAGGAGAUUUUGCAUGUCAAAACACCAGCUUGCAGCUCGGUCUCAAGCUCAUGAACCCUUCUUCGGGUAAACAGAUCAAGCGUGUCAGAAACUACAUGUACAGAUGCCACGCGUGCUUCACCAUGACUCCGAUGUCCAAAUCGGGCCAGCCAAAGCAUUUCUGUCCCAAAUGUGGCGGCAACACUCUUCUCAGAUGUGCCGUUUCCGUGGAUAACGAAACCGGCAAGAUCACACCACACUUGAAAAAGAACUUCCAAUGGAUUGUGAGAGGUCAAGUGUACUCGAUGCCAUCUCCACUCAGUAAAAAUCAACAGAAGAGUCAGGGUAACAGAGGGUACCAGCACAACAAGGAGCUCAGGCCCAGCUCUCAGGAUCCAAUCAUCCUUCGAGAGGACCAAAAAGAAUAUGCCAAGGCAUUGAAGGACGAUGCCUGGCUGAGGAAGAAGAGUGAGAAGAUGCUCCAAGAGUGGAUUGGAGGAGGCAGUGCCGAUAACUUCAUUUCACCCUUUGGCACCACAUACAAAUCUUCCGGUGUUAGGGUCGGAAGAGGCAGAAAUGCCAAUGCCAACAAGGGAAGACGGAAGUAA